UGAUGGGAAGCCCCUGUGAACAUUACGCAACCUCUUGUUCUCUCGACGCAUAUCUCUAGGCACAGACUUCUUCUCUCGAGAAGAUGCUGCGCAAGCUUUCCUCACGGCCUUCCCCUGAACGAUGACGAGUUACGAUGACUAUGGCAUGCCCGUGGGAGCAUAUUCUGAACCCGAGAGUCUCGGCAAGCAGGCCCUCCGAGUUGCUCGCGCGUUCGUGCUAUAUCGAAUAAAACCCGCGGCUGAUAAGAAAUUCCACGCUUUGACGGACAGGAAUUGGAGCUGGAGGGGGAUACUCAGUUUAGUCAGGAUUUUGAUCGCGAUUUGGUUCGUAACGCUAUACUGGGGCGAACGAAGUGCGUUCAAUAGCGCCAUUGGCUCCUGUCGGUGGGAAAGUUGGGAGAAAUGGGGAAUAGGCGCGAACCCACAUCGACUCGUUUUCGUUGCAGAUCCUCAACUCAUUGACCCGCAUACCUACCCCGACCGACCGUGGCCCCUCAAUGCCCUCACCAUAAAGCAUACUGAUCUCUACCUUCGCCGAGCGUACUCCCGAAUACAAAAAGUGUUGUAUCCAGACAGCGCUGUCUUCUUAGGCGAUUUCUUCGACGGUGGAAGAGAAUGGUCUACAAGAACGACAACAAGCCCUGAAGAGCGGUACAGGAAAUAUGGUGAGAGCUUUUGGCUAAAAGAAUACGAUCGUUUUGGUAGCAUAUUCUUUGGCCAUUGGCAAGAUGGUGGGACCGAACCCAGGCCUGGACAGCCGGGAAGGAAGAUUAUCAGUAGUCUACCCGGAAACCAUGAUCUGGGAUUUGGCAAAGGGAUUCAAGUUAGUGUGAGGAAGCGAUUCAAUGCGUAUUUUGGAGAAGGAAACAGAAUCGACAUAAUUGGGAACCAUACCUUGGUCUCCGUGGAUACAGUUUCGCUGAGCGCAUUAGGGCAAGAGAAUCCAGUGGAAGGACUAUGGAAACCAGCAAUGGACUUUCUGGAUAAUGUGAAGGCGCAGAAGGGGCGUUUGGUACGGGAAGAAUUGAGGAAACAGCAGGGACUGCGACCGAAUCUCCUGUUCUUACAUGAUAUACUAGACGCCGGCGACCUUGCGAAGGCCGAACUCCCACACUUCGGCGACUCCCCUGCUGAGUUUCCUACCAUUCUCCUUUCCCAUGUUCCAUUAUAUCGCGACCCCGGCACUCCCUGUGGACCUCUUCGAGAACACUGGCCUCCGACACGUCCUCCUAAAGGUCAAACAGAACCUCUGGAGAAAGAUGAUCGGAACGCAAUAUCCGUAAGCGGGGGAUACCAAUACCAAAAUGUCCUUGAUCGAGAAAUUACGAAGGUCAUUGCUGAAAAGGUUGGCAACAUUCAAUAUGCAUUUUCAGGCGACGAUCACGACUACUGUGAGGUCCUACAUCGCGCAUAUCCCUCAGCUGGUAGCGGUAUUCGAGAGAUUACUGUCAAGUCGAUAUCUUGGGCUAUGGGCGUUAGAUAUCCUGGUUUUGUUAUGCUCAGUCUGUGGAACCCUGUUGAUGCUUCUGGGAACCCUCUGAGAAAGGAUUCGAAUGCGCCGACUCUGCAGACCCAUCUCUGCCUUCUUCCAGAUCAGCUGGGCAUCUUUAUCCGAUAUAUCACGCUGGUUGGGAUUACAAUUCUCUCAUUAAUUGUACGAGCUGCGCUCGUUGCGACUGGGAGAAUAUCCACGGUAUCGCAUAAUUCCGAUAUUCCUCUACUGCCAGUCACAGAACAUGGCUCAUCCGCCGAGAACGAAAAGGCAGCACUCUCCUCCAGUCCACCCGAAUCCACCCACAUCACCUCGUCUUCGAACUCCUCAUCAUCCUCUGAACCCGGAAACAAGCUACAAAUCCGCAGUUCCAGCGCUCGAACCCGAAGCACAAGUCCUAAUGGCAGCUAUGAGCUACCAGUUGUGCAAUCGAAGUACACAUAUCCCCUCAUACAGCAUGCGGGCUAUUAUAUACCGGAUAAAGAAGAACCUAGGGCGAUUAAGACUUGGGGUUCUUCGUCAGCAAAGAAGAGCAAGUCUAGGAAAAAAGGACUAGCCUUAUUCUUCCAUGAGUUCAAGAAAAGUUUCUUGACGGUUGCUAUUGUGGUGUUUGCGUGGUACUUUUGGUUGAUAUGGCAUGGAUAGGGAAGGGAAAGGAGUUCAAACGCAUUCUAGCGAGCAUUAAGAAAGCAUUGCUUAUGUAGAGCGCAUGCAUUGUAUAUUCAUUAUGAU
Messenger RNA from Lindgomyces ingoldianus, 2224 nucleotides. RefSeq lists its product as uncharacterized. NCBI's taxonomy places the organism in Eukaryota, Fungi, Ascomycota, Dothideomycetes, Pleosporales, Lindgomycetaceae. Gene Ontology annotation, cellular component: endoplasmic reticulum. Gene Ontology annotation, biological process: GPI anchor biosynthetic process. The transcript is spliced from 2 exons. The record is from RefSeq and is a predicted model, not a curated record. The coding region runs from base 122 to 2137 and encodes 671 amino acids.